GCUACAGGAAGUGAGGUCUGUAAGAAGUUCCUGUUCCACUGGAGUAGUGAACCUCGGAGAGGACUGCUUUCACGACACAUUUCUGUGCUUCAUCCUCUGUGCUCCAUGUCUGCUUCACCAAAAACCUCACGUGUUGAGUUUUCUACACAGCGCUCUUCCGUUGGUGAUACGGUCACUCUACAAUACAACCCUCAAAAAAUCAGUAAGGGUACAAGAGAGAUCAGGUGGUAUAAGGGGACAGAAUGUAUUCAUCAGGAGACCAUUGGGGAUAAUUUGUUUCUGACACUGAAAGAUGUUAAAGACACAGAUUCAGGACAGUACAGGUGUGAAGCUCAUGGAAAAAGCAAAAAAGAAGUGGCUGUUAUUUAUCUUCAUGUUGCAGAGUUUAAAGUGGUCUCCGGCGUCUAUUCUUUUAGCCCGUCCAAUUACUUUCCUGGUGAUGAUGUCACUCUGCCCUGCCACCUCUCUCCAAAAAAGAGUGCUGUUGCCAUGGAGAUCAGGUGGUUUAAGGGGACAGACUGUAUUUGUGUGUACCAGAAUGGGCAGGUCAACGAGGGGAAAGGCUAUGAGGGCAGAGUGAGUCUCUUCACAAACCAGCUGGAGGAAGGAAACGUGUCUCUGAUGCUGGGGAAUGUUCAGAAAUCGGAUAAAGGAAAGUACAAGUGUGUAGUCACCCAUGGAAAAGACAAGAUGGAAAAUGAUCGAAACUGGCUACGUUUGAAAGAAUUAAAACUGGUAUCUGAACCAUACAGUUACCUUAUAUACAGCAGGACCUUCUACACAUGUGCUGGUGAUCAAGUCACUCUGCCCUGUUACCUUUCUGCUAAAAUCAGUGCUGUUGCCAUGGAGAUCAGGUGGUUUAAGGGGACAGACUGUAUUUGUGUGUAUCAGAAUGGGCAGGUGAAUGAGGGGAAGGGGUAUGAGGGUAGAGUGAGUCUCUUCACCCAAAAGCUGGAGAACAGAAACCUGUCUCUGAUGCUGAAGAAUGUUCAGGAGUCAGAUGAUGGAGAGUACAAGUGUGAGGUGACUCGUGGAAAACACAAGAUGGAAAACAGUGGCGUUUACCUACAUGUGUCAGAAUUCAAACUGGUCUGCAGAUCUGAAGAUGUUGGACAGUCCACUGAAUCAGAGUAUGGGUUUCAUGAAAUGCUUGUGGCUGAUGGUGCUGAUGCCACUCUCCCCUGUUACCUUUCUCCUAAAAAGAGUGCUGUUGCCAUGGUGAUCAGGUGGUUUAAAGAGACAGACUGUAUAUGUGUGUAUCAGAAUGGACAGGUGAAAGAGGAGAAUGACUACAAGGGCAGAGUGAGAUUCUUCACCCAUGAACUGGAGGAAGGCAAUGUAUCUCUGCUGCUGAAGAAUGUUCAGGAAUCAGAUAAUGGAAUGUACAAGUGUGAAGUCACCCAGGGGAAAGUGAAGGUGGAAAAUAAUCGAAACUGGCUACGCGUUUCAGAACUAAAACUGGUAUCGGCACCAUUCCUUCACAUUGUACACAGAAAGAAGUUAUCUCUUUCAGAACCUUACCACUUCUACACCUGUGCUGGUGAUACAGUCACUCUGCUCUGUUUGCUCUCUCCCAUAACCAGUGCUGUUGCCAUGGAGAUCAGGUGGUUUAAAGGGACAGACUGUAUUUGUCAGUAUCAGAAUGAGCAGAUAAAAGAAGGGAAGGGGUAUGAGGGCAGAGUGAGUCUCUUGCCACAACAGCUGGGGGAAGGAAAUGUGUCUCUGAUGCUGAUGAAUGUUCAGAAGUCUGAUGCUGGAGAGUACACGUGUGAGGUGACUGGCUGAGAACACAAGGUGAAAACUGGAGUUUACCUAAAUGUGUCAGAAUUCAGUCUGGUCCACAGGCCUGAAGAUGUUGAAAAAUCCUCUAGAUUAAUGUCUAUAUUGAAGGUAUUAUAUGCUGAUGUUGGUGACGAUGUCACUCUGCCCUGUUACCUGCAUCCAAAAAAGAGUGCUGUUGC
This is a messenger RNA of Silurus meridionalis, 1961 nucleotides long. Its product is annotated as butyrophilin-like protein 2. The transcript has 7 exons. Bases 106 to 1785 code for a protein of 559 amino acids. NCBI's taxonomy places the organism in Eukaryota, Metazoa, Chordata, Actinopteri, Siluriformes, Siluridae. The record is from RefSeq and is a predicted model, not a curated record.